AUGGUUCUUGAUCGACUCCAGCAGUUGACCCAUCAGGUCACUGCGACAGCUGCACCCCCUCAUCCUCUUGAUCCUCUCUCUUCAGCAGAGAUUGAUGCUGUGGUCGCCAUUAUCCGAAAGGAAUAUGGCUCGCUCAACUUCAACGCGGUCACUCUUUAUGAGCCCCGAAAGGCCGAGAUGAUGGCCUGGGUGGCAAACCCAGAGACUGCCCCUCGCCCAGUACGAAAGGCCGAUAUAGUUGCCAUUGCGCCUGGCGGCAAGGUUUACGAUGGUGUGGUUGAUCUCGAGAACAACAAGAUCGAGGAGUGGAAGCAUACUCCUGAUGUGCAGCCUUUGAUUACUAUGGAGGACCUGCAGGAGGUGGAGCAUGUUGUGCGCAAGGACCCCAAGGUUAUUGAACAGUGUGGCAUCAUUGGUAUCCCCCCAGAGGAUAUGCACAAAGUGUACUGCGAUCCAUGGACGAUUGGCUACGAUGAGCGCUUUGGCAGUGGUGUCCGUCUGCAGCAGGCCCUCAUGUACUACCGACCCCACCCCGAUGACUCGCAAUAUACCUAUCCUCUCGACUUCUGCCCUAUUUACAACGCGGAGACCAAGGAGAUUAUUCACAUUGAUGUGCCUCCCGUGCGCCGACCCAUCAACAAGGCGCCCCCGAACAACUACCACCCAGCCUCCAUCGAGCAGGAGGGCGGCUUCCGGAAAGAUAUCAAGCCUAUUCACAUCACUCAGCCCGAGGGUGUGUCAUUCGAGGUCAAGGGACGGACUAUCGAAUGGCAGAAUUGGAACAUCCACGUCGGCUUCAACUACCGUGAAGGUAUUGUCCUGAACAACAUUACAUUCAACGACAAGGGCAAUGUUCGACCUGUUUUCUGGCGUCUCUCGUUGGCAGAGAUGGUUGUUCCUUACGGAAACCCCGAGCACCCUCACCAGCGGAAGCAUGCCUUUGAUCUUGGUGAAUACGGCGGUGGUUACAUGACCAACAGUCUGGCUCUUGGCUGCGAUUGCAAGGGUGCUAUUCAUUACAUGGAUGCCUCGUUCGUCAACCGAGCCGGUGCUUCCACCGUCAUCAAGAACGCCAUCUGCAUUCACGAGGAGGAUGCCGGUAUCCUCUUCAAGCACACUGAUUUCCGUGACGAGUCCAUCGUGGUGACUCGCGGUCGCAAGCUGAUCAUCUCGCACAUCUUCACUGCUGCCAACUACGAAUACUGCGUGUACUGGAUCUUCCACCAGGAUGGCACCGUCCAGUUAGAGAUCAAGCUGACUGGUAUCCUCAACACCUACGCCAUGAACCCUGGUGAGGACACCAAGGGUUGGGGCACUGAGGUUUACCCUGGUGUCAACGCACACAACCACCAGCAUCUCUUCUGCCUGCGCGUGGAUCCUAACAUCGACGGUCCCAACAACACAGCCUUCCAGGUAGACGCUGUCCGUGGUCCGGGUGAAGUUGGCAGUGCCGAGAACAAGUACGGCAACGCCUUCUACGCAAAGAAGACCAAAUUCAGCACCCCUCGCGAAGCCAUGUCCGACUACGACGGUUCCACCAGCCGUACCUGGGAUAUGGCGAACACCAACAAGCUCAACCCAUACAGCAAAAAGCCCGUCUCCUACAAGCUUGUUAGCCGAGACGUGCCUCCCCUCCUCCCCAAGGAAGGCGGCCUCGUCUGGAAGCGCGCCGGCUUCGCGCGUCACGCGGUCCACGUCACUAGAUACUCCGACGACGAAAUUCACCCCGCGGGCCGCCACGUUCCACAAACUUCCGGCGAACCUUCGCAGGGUCUGCCCGCGUGGAUUGAGUCUGCAGGCUCCGACUGCUCAAUUGACAACACGGAUAUUGUCCUCUGGCAUACAUUCGGUCUUACUCACUUCCCCUCGCCUGAGGACUAUCCCAUCAUGCCGGCUGAGCCUAUGACAUUGCUCCUCCGUCCUCGCAACUUCUUCGACCGUAACCCUGUCCUUGAUGUCCCUCCUAGCUAUUCGCGGACACCGACACAGAUCGCCUCUGGUGCGGGUGCUUGUGGGUGCAAGAAGAGCGAUGGGUCUAGUGUUUUGGUUUAA
This is a messenger RNA of Penicillium cataractarum, 2052 nucleotides long. RefSeq names its product peroxisomal copper amine oxidase. The transcript has 3 exons. Lineage: Eukaryota; Fungi; Ascomycota; Eurotiomycetes; Eurotiales; Aspergillaceae. Gene Ontology annotation, molecular function: copper ion binding; primary methylamine oxidase activity; quinone binding. The coding region runs from base 1 to 2052 and encodes 683 amino acids. The record is from RefSeq and is a predicted model, not a curated record. Gene Ontology annotation, biological process: amine metabolic process.